UCCCCUAAAUACUAGUAACUUAAUGGCAAGUAUGCCUUCAAGUGAUAAAAGAUUAAAAUGUGCAUAAUUUAGGAUUAUCAAUGUUGGCUUACGUAAGUGUGAUAAGAGAAACAUGACCAUACAUACUGUUUUAUCAAUGAAUCUUGUACUUCAAUUAUGUAUGAUAUACAUGGAGUACAAAAGCCAUGUUCUUUUUUGGAUAGAGAUUUUCUACAAGCCGUGUUCAAGGUCGAGGAUUAAAUGAGUACCAUGGUUAUUGGAUUGCUUCUGAUGUUUUUAUCCUCUUCUUGUCUCGAAGCUAAUAUUGAAAACACAGGAAAUGGGCAGCUUGGUUCCACACAUUCUAACUUAAAUUUACUGCUUCCAGUACCAAGUGGUGAACAAGGCCACCUUGAAUGGCUCUUAAAACAACAAGAAGGAAGGCAAAAUGAAAUAGAAAAAGUCCGCGCUUCAUUUAUAGAGGGUUUGUUGGAUGAACCAUUAGCGGGGAACGGUAAAGAAGGGUCUAACCCUAAAUCUUUCCUUGAGGAGUUGUUAAGUGAGCCUUUAUUUGAGAAUGAGCUAACAAAAGCCGUAAUCAAUUCUCAGAAGGUUCCUCAGAAGGCUAUAGACAUCCCAGUACCUCCUACCUUAGCGCCUGACGCGUCGCAGACUGGGAUUGUUGACGUGGUGGUAGACAGCCUUGAAAUUGUCAAACACAGUACUGGUCACGUACGUGAGAGGAUGAAAUCACAAACAAAUAAAGUCCUUGGGCCAGAGGAACGACUUAGCAAAUUUACAAAAGGAAACGAGCUUAAUACCUUGCAGAAUAUUCCAAAGGAUUCCAUUGGUGUGGACAAAGCGAUUGGAACUCUCACAUCUGUGAAUAUAAUUAAUUUUAAGAGGGAGAGAGAAUCUAAUGAUUUAAUUCAACUUAUUGACAAAAGAAAAAAUGUCCUCAAGAUAAAUCAAGGACCGGAGAUACAUCUGGAUAAUAAAGCUAAGAAAGAGGUUCCAAAUUUGCCGGUUCCUACUCUUGUACCAUAUACCAAAGAAAUAACACACAAAGAGCCUGCAACGAAGAAAAGAUUUUUACAUCAUUUGGUUUAUAUCUUUCCAUCAAGGAUGAAAACAGAUACACAUUCUAAAAGAUUUUCGUCAAGUACUCCUGAAAAGCACGGCAUUGACAAACAAAUUUCUUACAAUUUUCCAAGGAAGAUGAAAAAUACAGCAACAAAGUUUUACGCAGAAAAACAGCAGUUCAAGGGAAAGGUUUUGAUGAAAAAUAAGGAAAAUGGUAUCACUAUACAUAACCCCUCUAAAGUAAAAACUAGUGAAACAUUGAAAAAAUUCUUUCUUCCUAAAUCUCAGCUUGAAAACUAUGUUUCUUCAGACAAAUUUCGAUAUGGAACUCUGUUUCCGGUCUACAAUUAUAACGUGUACAAAUAUAGACCCUGGUAUUACGUUUCUUACGCUUUUGAUGACCAGACUAUGUUUCCUCAUUUUCGCACUCAGCAUGCAUCACAGCCAUCAAACCACAAACAAGUGAACUCCUACUAGAACUCGGAUUCUAUUUUACGUAAUGUAUUGGCCUGGAGAAUCCAAGCUAGCAAUGUCAGGAAGAUCACGAAGAACCAAAGAAAAUUCAGUUUUAAUUACAAUCUGUUCAUUAAAAAUUUAUUACCAUUUUUUCGUAGGGUUAGAUUAUAUUAAGUGAGCUCUCUAUCGUGUGCGUGAGCACGUCAUACCGGUACAUCCUUGAUUGUAUUAGCACGUGUUUUA
Messenger RNA from Saccostrea cuccullata (small rock oyster), 1761 nucleotides. RefSeq lists its product as uncharacterized. Gene Ontology annotation, biological process: protein polyubiquitination; negative regulation of translation; proteasome-mediated ubiquitin-dependent protein catabolic process. The transcript has 4 exons. The coding region runs from base 241 to 1539 and encodes 432 amino acids. The record is from RefSeq and is a predicted model, not a curated record. Gene Ontology annotation, molecular function: translation repressor activity; ubiquitin protein ligase activity. Lineage: Eukaryota; Metazoa; Mollusca; Bivalvia; Ostreida; Ostreidae.